CCGUCGCAAAUUCUGUUUUCAAGCCAGGAAGAAGGCAAAUUUUGUGCCAGUUCAGUGGCUUAGAAAGGAUCUAAUUUCAAAAUGCAGAGCUCCAGAUCAUUCCUGUUCCAGGUUUGUUUGUGUCUGGUGGUUUCUAUUGGUUCCUGCACCUGUAAACCUCUCAAUAAUGACAUCCAGAGUGAGGACCCUGAGGAACUCUACUCCCAGCUGUCAGAGGAGGACCUUCUGGAGGAGGAAGACGCCGACUCCAGGAUGGAGAACCUCCUGGGUACAAUGAAGGAGGGCUUUCUGAGGAAACUCAACCUGUCGGAUGUUCCUCAGGAAAACAGCAAGAUCUGCCCUCCUCAAUUCAUGAUGGAGCUCUACAACAAGUACGCCUCGGACAACUCAGCAAACCCUCAGUUUGAUGUAAUUCGAAGCUUUACCGUCCAAGAUUUCCCUCUCUUUGUGACAAAUGGCACAAAGUCAAAGCACAGGCUGCAAUUCAACGUCAGUAUCCCCGACCAUGAAAAGAUCACUACUGCUGAGCUGCAGCUCUUCUUCUUCCCAGAAGCCAGAUCAGGAGUCACCUCCCACAAUUUCAAGGCCACCAUCAAAGUCUAUGAAGUAGAUUACAACGAUUUCACAUCUACCACCCAACUGCUUGUUGGCAAAGAGGUGACAGGCUUGGAGAGCACGUGGGAGACGUUUGAUGUGACCACAGCUAUUCAGAGCUGGAUCAAGUCGGGCCAUGGAGCAACUGUUUUUGAUGUGGUUGUGGAUAGGAAGGAUUGUGGGGUAUCUAAAGGUGGAAACGAAGGGGAAGUCUGUUUGAAUAUGAGCGUGUCUGUUGGAGAUAAUACUUCAGCAGCUUUGAUAGUCUUCUCAGAUGAUCUGGGUAGCAGGAGGAGGGAAACAAAGAAGGAAUUAAGAGAAAUGAUCCUCCACGAAGAAGAAACCAUCUUACAAUCGGGCGCCGACUGGAACAGAGGAGAUCACCUUCCAAACGAGAUCCCGGAGGUUCAGCAUCCACGGAGACAGAAAAGAAAGGCAGAGAGGGAAUACUGCCAGCGGUCCUCUCUCAAGGUCAACUUUAGGGACAUCGGCUGGGACAGCUGGAUCGUGGCGCCUCCAGAAUAUGACGCCUUUGAAUGUCGAGGCCUGUGUUACCAUCCGCUGACGGACGAAUUGACCCCUUCAAAGCACGCCCUCAUCCAGACGCUGAUCAACAUCAGGAACCCCAAGAAGGCCAACAUGGCGUGUUGCGUACCCAUCAAACUAGACCCUAUCACAGUCAUGUAUCAGGAGAACGGACGCCUCACCAUAAGAUACCUUUAUGAGGAGAUGAAGGUGGCAGAGUGUGGUUGUAGGUAGUCAGAGUGAAUUGCUCUGCUCUGGUUGUAGCGCAUGUUAAUCGUUUGAAUGAUGCAUUUCAUUCAAGUCAGUCAAAUGUUCAUGCCCUCCAUAGGCCCAGUAGAAGAAAUGUACCCCAGUCUGUCUAAGUAUAAGAUAAGCUAGAACUGUAUUUAUCCCCAAAGUGUGCAUGAAACAUAGAUGCCUCCUACCUAUGUCUUUUACUUGAUAUAGAUUGUAGGUUAUAGGUUUUAGAUUAAAAAGUAUAUUCCUCCCCAUGCAACAGCAUAUGUUACAAGUAUAAUGUUUACCAUGUCAACAUGGUGUUAGCAUGCUAACAUUUGCUAAUCAGCACUAAAGUGCAGCUGAGGUCGAUUGGAAUGGAUUUCUUUUUGCAGGUUAUUUCCCAUUAAUCAAAUUAUUGGACAAAAUUACUUUUGACCUGUUGAUGGCGCUAGAUGCAAAGUCAUGCAAUACAAAUUAUUGAAAUUCAUCCUGCAGGUAUCAAUGUGUGUACCAAAUUUCCAAUUUUUGUUGAGAUCUUAAAAACGAAAAAAAGUCAACCCUGGUGGCACAAAAGGAAAAGUCAGGAGAUCACCAAAGUAAUAAGAGCCCAUCCCCUGGGUACCAUGAAUGUCUGAACCAGAUAUUAUGGUAAUCCUAUCAAUAGUUGUUGACCGACAUUGCCAUCCUUAGAGCCAAGCAUUACUAACAAUUUAAUAAAGUCAUGCAAUGCUUACAUUAAACAUACUGUAUGUAUCUUUUUACAGUGUAGUCAUGAAACAAUGCUAUGUAGCAUUUACUGUUUAUGCUUUUCCUUCAAAUUAGUUGCUAAUUAAAAGUCUUAAAAUAGUGAUAUUUCUUGAAUGAUGGAACUAUCAACAAGUCAGUUACACCUUGUUGCAUGCGCUGCUAUGAAUUCUAAUGGAACCAGUGGCCUUUGCUAAAAAUGUGUUGUUGUUGUUGUUAAUUUUAUUUUACAUGUUAACACCACUAAGCAGAAAACCAAAAGGAGACAGUUAUCUUUACACUGUGUAUUUAAUACUGGAUAUAUGUACAUAAAAAAGCUUGCCUGUACACUGUCCUGGUCUAAUAUGUUUCAACAACAAUACAAUUGUAAUUGUAUGCAGUAAAUCAUUUUUAAAAGAGCAAAAAGUAUAUUAAAAUGAAACAAAAAAGAAUUAGUAAAACACAAUCUAAAAAUCAAAGUCCUUGAAUUUUGUUUGUUAUUAGACCUCUUUGGUUACUAUCACAACAACUAUAUAAUUAUGUGUUUUUUUGUAGAUUAAGAAAAUAAUGCUACAGUACAUCCAUCAGUAAUGUGAUGUUUGUAGAAGAAAUCAAUUGACCUGUUGGCAUUAAUAGCGGGACAUUUAAUCACAGCUGUCCAUCUAUUAAUCGUGUACUAGUUUAAGUUUAAAUCUGUACAUUACCAUUGAAAGUGUAAUUUGUUUAUAUUGAUAUAUAUAUUUAGAGGUAUUCUGCAAAUCACUGCCAUACAGACUUGUACAGUGUUCAGCUUGUACAUGCAUGCUACAUUGCUGAUUGAAGAGUUUUUAUUUUACUGUAUGUCUCAUGAUGUCUACAUUUUGUUUUUGAGGUUUUCCUACCCUGAAAUGAAUAAAAGUCUUGCCACAAAACGAAAUUGUAUUUUAGUUACUCAAGUCAUCCUGCAU
Molecule: messenger RNA, 3008 nt
Organism: Anoplopoma fimbria (sablefish)
Lineage: Eukaryota; Metazoa; Chordata; Actinopteri; Perciformes; Anoplopomatidae
Gene: gdf2
Product: growth differentiation factor 2
Exons: 2
Coding region: 82-1353 (423 amino acids)
Biological process (GO): BMP signaling pathway; SMAD protein signal transduction
Cellular component (GO): extracellular region
Molecular function (GO): cytokine activity; growth factor activity
Source: RefSeq, a predicted model, not a curated record